This is a messenger RNA of Mytilus trossulus (common blue mussel), 3385 nucleotides long. RefSeq lists its product as uncharacterized. Lineage: Eukaryota; Metazoa; Mollusca; Bivalvia; Mytilida; Mytilidae. The record is from RefSeq and is a predicted model, not a curated record. Gene Ontology annotation, biological process: signal transduction; regulation of apoptotic process. The transcript is spliced from 9 exons. Bases 38 to 2887 code for a protein of 949 amino acids. Gene Ontology annotation, molecular function: protease binding; death domain binding.
CACAAGUAUCAAAACACCAGUCGAUAUCAGUACUAACAUGAAGGGAACAUCAAGAAAUGAUUCACCAAAGACCAUUGAAAUAUCCGAUGACGACAUUAUCAAGCUUGUUCGUUCGGAAUGCAUGAAAGGAAACUACGAAAUGACAAUUGUGCCAAUUGACCUGUGGGAUUUUGGAGGACAGAAAAUUUACCAUCUAACCCAUCAAUUGUUUAUAUCAAGUAGGGGCACUUUUGUUCUUAUUUUCAAUGGUGGCGAGAGCAUUAAUGAAGAGGAUGGAGCAUACCUUGUCCAUUGGGUGAAUUCCGUACUUACAUAUUGCAAGACGUUGAAGGAGAAUGAAGAGUUUCCGAAAAUUCUAUUUGUGGCAACUCACAAGGAUCAAGUUAAAGGUAACAUAGAGGAGCAGAGACAUUCAUUAGAAAACUCCAUCGAAAUACUCUUUCAAAACCAUGGAGGGAAAAAACAUCUUAAAUACCGACCACUUAUUUUUGUUGACGCAAGAAACAAGGACGACCAAGAUAUAGAUGUUUUAAAGAAACAGUUAGUAGAAGUUGCUUUGGAUCAUCCUCGUUGUGGGGAAUUAAUGCCGACCAAAUUUGUACCUCUUGAACUUCAGUUAGCAAAGAAAAUCGACGAAAAGCAGAAAAUAGUAUCUAUUGAUGAACUCAAACGCAUAAACAAUCAAAAUGAAAUCAUGGCAUUGGAUGACGAUGAGCUGACACUGUUUCUAAAGGUUAAUCAUGCUUUAGGAAAACUUAUUUUCUUUGACGAAGCUGGCCUGAGAGAUAAAGUUAUCAUAGAUCCGGUGUUUUUGAUAGAUGUCCUACGCUCCAUCGUAACUGAGGAAGAGUUUUGGCCACAACAUCUUCUUCAAAUUUAUAAAGCACUUAAAGGAAGUGGAAAACUGCUGAAAAGGGAUUUAUAUGAGAUAUGGAAUCAAGACUGCUUCAAGACGAUCUUAGAACAUAAGGAGUAUAUGGUUGAAAUGCUAGUUCAUUUGGAUAUAAUCUGUAGCCAAGAAGACAAUAUGAAUGGAUCAGACUAUUUUCUAAUACCAUGUAUGAUUAGUACCAAACGAGAAGACAACAUAAGUAUGCCGUUUGACAGAAGCAUUCAUUUGUCUUAUACUUUUAAAGACGAAGUUGUACCACCAGCUAUUCUGUACAGGUUUAUCGCGACUUUCAUAACAAUAUGGAAAUUACAGGUCAGUCAAAACUCCGGGCUGCUGCUUUUUACCGACAGUGCUGAUGUUUGCAUUGAUGCACAACAUGAUAUGAGAUUUGACAUUCAGAGAAAUAAAUUAAUUAUUACUCUUUCACACAAGAAAAUAAAAACCGCGAUUGUAUCUACGAUUGCAUCAACGGCUCAGGAAUGUCUUACACAUGCUAUUACACAAAUUUCAAACUUUUAUUUCUCAGUAACAGAGGAUUCUGCUUGUACUAUAGAUUUGCCGUUUACAACUCAAAUUGGUAUAGUUUGUGGAACAAAUCUUUGCUUUUUUGACCAUAGAGUUUCGUCUAAAGAUGAAUGGAUAUGUCCAGAUCAUAAAAGAAAACACAAGACAGAUGUUGUGUCCAGAUGGUUUUCAGACAAGCUACCAGCAAAAGAUGACAGAUGCUCUGACAAUUGUGUUGGUUUAGACAAAGCAUGGUUAGACAGCCUACCCGAAGAUAAACAUCUUGGACGCCUAGCAGCUGAAUUGACAAUAGAAGAAACAUGGAAAAUGUAUAUGCAUUUAAAGGAAAGAAAACCAUCCCAGUCGUGGAAAAACAUUGAGUCUUAUAGCAGAGGGGAUUUUGAUAUCAAAGUUAAUGCUCUACAUGAUUGGAAGAAGAGUACAACACAUGCUAAUUUCAAGAAGCUCCAGGAGAGUCUGAAAGAAGAAGAUCUUAAUGUCCACAUAUUAUGUCAGAUUUUAAGAGAUGUUCAAAUAGACGCAGGUCUACCAACAGACAGGUUGAAUCUGAAACCAUCGAGUUCCGAUGUAAAACUAUUGCCUAAUCAUAUUGGAAGAGAAACAUUUCAGUUUGGAAUAGAACUUGGACUAUCUGUUGUUGAAAUGCAUCAGAUACAAUCAAAUCAUGUGACAAAUCUUCGUGGACAAACAGAGGACGUCCUUAAGAAGUGGCGAAAAACUAAAAAAGCUGCGUAUGAGGUUUUGGCCAAAACUCUUUAUCGCCUUGAUUUGUGUAGUGUUUUGUCACACUUAAGUUAUGAUGUAGGAGAAAAAGAACAACUUGAAGAUAUAAUCAGGAAUAAUGAAAGCAGAAUCAAACGGGAGAUUGAAACCAAACAGAUUUUAGAUCAUAUGAUGACACAUUUGGUGAUCUCAGUCGACGACAGACGCCGUAUUGAACAACAUGCAGGGCAAGAUGAUAGGAAUAAAGUAUUGCUUGAAAUAAUACUAGAAAGGAUAGACGUAACUUAUUCAGUGUUUUUGGAUGCACUGCAAAACAGUGGAUACACAGAUCUAGCAGAUACAUUGAAAUGUGAAAUACAAGAAUCUGGCCAAAUUGCAACGUUAGCAUCAACACAAAAUGAAGGAAUAUCAGACGUUGCAGAUCACAUGUAUGUGCUUCAACUGCAGAAGAAUUACUCCAAUAUAAUCAACAAUGUUAUUUAUGAAACAAUAGAAGAUCAUCUAAUAUCAAGUGAUACCUUGACUAUGGAGGAUAACCAAAUGAUAAAGUUCGGUUCUACUCAAGAACAAAAGAACAGGGAAUUGAUGGACAAACUUUUGCGUAGAGGUGAAAAGGAAUUUCGUGAAUUUCUGGUAGCUUUGCGAGAUGAAAAUGCAGAAUUAGCGGAUCAAAUACGGAACACGGAAGUUACAAGCAAGGAUAUUUUAACCUUUCAAACUUGCUUCAAACAAUCUGAUGGAAUAUAGUUUGUAGCAUUUUGUUCUUGAACAAAUAUUUAGUACCAGCUGAAAGUAUGACACGUUUUUGCUUAUAAACAUAAGGAAAAGUCUUGUUAAGUCAAAUACUUAUGAUUUGAAUAAAACAAAAAACUCGAACGCAAAAAAUAUCUCAUUGUGUAUAUGUUUUACAAAGCAUACUUAUGUUAUUCAGAAGAAAAUUAAAUCAAAUGAUGCUUGUAUGUCAAUAUACUUAUUAUACUUAAAUCAAAUGUAAACUUUUUCAUUUAUGAUUUUAAACCAUGACGAUAUACCAUACAUGACCACUGCGUCUUACCAAGGAACAAAAAGAGGUUAACUGCAUUACUAGGUUCAAACAUGUAUUUCAACAUCCCUAAUUAUUGACGAUCAACAGGGAAACAAUGGUCAGAUCAAUACCUUUAAACAAUCUUAAUUAAAAUAUUUAAAUAAUUUUUUCGAGCUGAUGUUUUGUAAUAUUCAAAUUUAUUAAGUGCUGAUUUUUUAGUA